Messenger RNA from Lottia gigantea (owl limpet), 312 nucleotides. RefSeq lists its product as hypothetical. Gene Ontology annotation, biological process: regulation of transcription by RNA polymerase II. NCBI's taxonomy places the organism in Eukaryota, Metazoa, Mollusca, Gastropoda, Lottiidae. The transcript has 2 exons. Gene Ontology annotation, molecular function: DNA-binding transcription factor activity, RNA polymerase II-specific; RNA polymerase II cis-regulatory region sequence-specific DNA binding. The record is from RefSeq and is a predicted model, not a curated record. The coding region runs from base 1 to 312 and encodes 103 amino acids.
AUGACACGAAGGAUAGAGGUUAGUCCAGACGCAAGACGGAGAAUCCAUAAUUGUCCUUAUUCUGGAUGUAAAAAAGUUUAUACUAAAAGUUCACAUCUCAAAGCUCAUUUACGGACACAUACAGGUGAGAAACCAUAUCAUUGUACUUGGGAAGGCUGUGAAUGGAGAUUCGCUAGAUCUGAUGAACUGACAAGACAUUACCGUAAACAUACCGGAGCAAAACCAUUUCAAUGCCGAUUUUGUGAACGAUGUUUUUCGCGUUCAGAUCAUUUAGCAUUACAUAUGAAAAGACACGCAACAAUGGAUCUCUAG